CACUGUCAAGUUUCUUCAAGUUUGUAAAGUGAAAUGUAAUUCAUUGCCAAAGUAAACGCAGCCAAGUGUUAGUUUAAAGAAAAUGAAAUUAGAUUAAAGUUAAAUCUUAUAAUAGUUGAAAUAUAUGUAUAAAAAAAAUGGUUGUUGUCGCGAAGGAUUUAAUGUCAAGAAAAUCUUUAUCUAUAUUAAAUAUUAAUUAUCGUUACCAACUAUUUGCGGCAUUAACGGUACAAUUGAUUACAUUUACUCAUGGCAUAUCCACCGGUUGGCUAUCGCCCACACUCUUCCAUCUUCAGAACGAUCAUACGUCACCGGACUUCACUUUAACUGUGACAGAGAUUUCGUGGAUUGGUUCGUUGUUCGGUUUGGGAUCUUUGUUGGGUAAUAUUAUGUUUGGAGUUUUACUUGAUCGUAUUGGUAGAAAAUGGUGCAUGUAUAUGUUAGCAUUACCAGUCAUUUGCGCUUGGUUUUUAAUAUACUUUGCUAAAACUCACGUUUACUUGUACGUAGCUCGUUUCUUGAUUGGGAUAACUGGUGGCGGAAAUUAUGUUGUUGUACCGAUCUUUAUAAGUGAAAUUGCCGAUCCGAGCAUACGUGGUGCCUUAUCGUCAAUGGCUAUGCUUAUGUUAAGCUUUGGUAUUCUAGCUGGCUACAUAAUGUCAACCUAUUUGGAUUAUUAUGUAAAUCCUUUCAUCAUCGUAAUCUUUCCAUUGCUGUAUCUAAUAGCGGUCACACAAUUUCCCGAGACUCCGCAACAUUUGCUAAGAAAGCAUAAAAUAUCCGAUGCAAGAGAGUCUUUUAAAUUCUACAGAAAUAUGCCGAAGACAAUAGAAGCGAACUCAUUGCCGGAGUUGCGGACAGCUUUUGAAGAACUAAAGGAUAACAUAUUGAAGGCUAAUGGAAAAUCAGAAAAGCUUCAAGUAGAUGAUUUUUUUAACAAGGAGGCUUUAAGAGCCUUCUUUACGGCAAUUAUGCUGGUGUCGUUGAAUCAAUUAUCCGGAAGUUUUGCUAUUGUAAAUUAUCUUUCGGAUAUUUUCGCUCAUACCGGUACCGAUAUUGAUCCGAACACGUGUACCAUAAUAAUGGGUGUAGUGCAGAUAUUUGGCACAUGUUUUUCGAUGAUUGUUGUUGAUCGAGUAGGCCGUAAAGUGUUAUUGCUGGCCUCAGCUGGUGGCACAGCAUUGAGUUAUACCAGUUUUGGUAUUUACGUCAAGUUUGCCAGUUCGGAAAUUAAAUUGCAAUACAAUUGGCUGCCUUUGGUGAUUAUGACAUUCGUUAUAUUUUCAACAAGUAUUGGUCUACUGGCUCAAGUAUUUACAGUUAUAGUGGAAACAUUACCGAUUAAGGUUCGUUCAGCUGGUACGUCUUUCUCUAUGGCUGCAUUAAGUUGUAUGGUUUUUGUCGCACUAAAACUUUUUCCGGAAUUAAUGGAAAAAUAUGGUUUAGAUAAUUUAAUGUUUGGCUGCACUGCGAUUUGCGUGGUCGGCUUUUUAUAUGUAUUAAUAUUUCUUAAGGAAACCAAAGGUAAAUUGUUAGAUAAAUAA
Glossina fuscipes is the source of this 1544-nucleotide messenger RNA. RefSeq names its product facilitated trehalose transporter Tret1-like. The coding region runs from base 138 to 1544 and encodes 468 amino acids. Gene Ontology annotation, molecular function: sugar transmembrane transporter activity. Gene Ontology annotation, cellular component: membrane. The record is from RefSeq and is a predicted model, not a curated record. The transcript has 6 exons. Gene Ontology annotation, biological process: carbohydrate transport; transmembrane transport. Lineage: Eukaryota; Metazoa; Arthropoda; Insecta; Diptera; Glossinidae.